AUGAAUUCUAAAAUUAAAGGUAUAACGGAUGAUAUAACAUCAAUUCCACCAGAAGAACAGAGAUAUUACGCAUUAAAUGCAUUUCCUAAAGUUUUGAAGAUUGGAAGAUUUAAUUUAAAUGAGGAAUUCAUAGAAGGUUUCCUAAAUGACAUAAUGAAGAAGGUGGAUAAGGAAUAUGUGGAUAGUGAGUUAAAUAAGAAGGCAAAUUUGGUUUAUGUUGAUGAAAAAGAUAAUGAAAUUAAAGAAAAGGUUGAAUGGUAUCAUGAAUGGACAUUUGAGACUUUUAAAGUUAAAGCUGAUACAGAAUGGGUUUCAGGAUGUUUAGACCUUAAAGCAGAUAAAACAUAUGUUGAUGAAAAUUAUGCAAAGAAGUCGGAAGUAAAUGAUGUGAUUACAAGCAUGAAAAAUGAAAUACUUCAAACAUUAUAUCCUGUUGGUUCUAUUUAUACAUCAAUGAAUUCAACAAAUCCAGCAACAGUUUUAGGUUUUGGUACGUGGAAGCAGAUUGUAGAUAAAUUCUUAUACUGUGCUAGAUAUUCAAAGCAAACAGGAGGUUCGAAGAAAAUUAAAGAAGCAAACCUUCCACCACAAACUCAUACAGGAACUACAAACUUUUCUGGUGACCAUAUCCACUCAUUAAGAGACCACCCAUUAUACAACUCAGAAUAUGAAGCUGGCAAUGAUGUUUUAUCUCCAGAUUAUAACCAUUCAGCAAAAAAGACUUUUCGACAAACUGAACCAGGAGGAAAUCAUUCACACACUUUCACAACAAAUCCAACAGGCUUGGGUAAAGAUUAUAUGCCACCAUUUGUGACUGUAUUCGCAUGGUACCGCGUUCAAUAA
This is a messenger RNA of Trichomonas vaginalis G3, 843 nucleotides long. RefSeq names its product phage tail repeat-like family. The transcript has a single exon. The record is from RefSeq and is a predicted model, not a curated record. The coding region runs from base 1 to 843 and encodes 280 amino acids. NCBI's taxonomy places the organism in Eukaryota, Parabasalia, Trichomonadida, Trichomonadidae.